AGAAAACAAAGAAAAAAACCAUAAAAGGGACUUUUGGAUUUUGACCGUUUUUUCAAUAUGACAGCUGGACAGAAAGAAGAGAAAAGUUGGCCAGUUUUUGUCAUCGUCUUUGUGUUAUCCUGUUGAUUGGAAAGUUCUUGAAUGUUUGAGAAGCUGAAAAAUACAUAUAGACCUUAAUUUAUGUGCAAUAAAGGUAGUAAAAGCCCGUGCCGAUAGUUUUUCCAGCGAGAUGAAUGCCGGCGUCACCUUCUCGGACGAGAGUCAUCCGAAAACAUUGUAUGUUGGAAAUCUUGACACGACGGUUUCCGAAGACCUGUUGUGUACACUAUUUUCUCAGAUCGGUCCGGUCAAGGGAUGCAAAAUAAUUCGAGAACCGGGAAACGAUCCUUAUGCCUUUGUUGAGUUUACCAACCACCAGUCAGCGUCCACGGCGCUGGCGGCAAUGAACAAACGUGUGUUUUUAGAUAAGGAAAUGAAAGUGAACUGGGCCACAAGUCCAGGCAAUCAACCAAAACUAGACACAUCCAAUCAUCAUCACAUAUUUGUCGGUGACUUAUCUCCUGAAAUAGAGACUGAAACGCUUAGAGAGGCCUUUGCUCCGUUCGGAGAAAUAUCAAAUUGUCGUAUUGUAAGGGAUCCCCAAACACUCAAAUCCAAAGGGUAUGCAUUCGUGUCGUUUGUCAAAAAAGCAGAAGCCGAGAAUGCAAUACAGGCGAUGAACGGUCAGUGGUUGGGUUCAAGGUCUAUCCGUACAAAUUGGUCCACCAGAAAGCCACCACCGCCGAGAACGGAGAAACCUGCACAACGAACCAAACAACCCACAUUUGACGAGGUGUACAAUCAAAGUUCCCCCACCAACACAACAGUGUAUUGCGGAGGAUUCACCAAUGGACUCACCGAAGAUUUAAUUACAAAAACGUUUUCCACUUUCGGCCCAAUCCAAGACAUCAGAGUGUUCAAGGACAAAGGGUAUGCAUUUAUUAAGUUUGCCACCAAGGAACAUGCCACACAUGCCAUAGAGAGUAUCCACAACACGGAAAUAAACGGACAGAAUGUUAAAUGUUUCUGGGGCAAGGAGAAUGGAGGGAUGGGGGGAGAACCUGGCCCAAUGGCCUCCGGGGGCUCAGCUGUGUCACCUGCUGCCCAGCCUUACCCCUACGGGUACGGAAGUUAUUGGUAUCAGGGGUAUGCGGCCGGGCCUGGGUACAUGCAGGGCUAUCCGUAUCAGCAGUACCAGCAGUAUCCGGCUGGAGGGCAGCAGUACUGUGUGAUGCCACAACAGGGACAGUGGAGUGGUCAACCUGGACAGCAACCAAAUGUGCCCGUUAUGUACAGUAAAUAUCCCUCACAGUGAACUUUUGACGAGUGCUGCAAGUUGUCAUUUGUAGCCAAUAAAAUAUAAGAGACUUACUAUAAAAUUACAUAUUAUGUGUAGAUUGUUUAACUACCAUGGUGCACUUUGGCUCAAAUAUGGUGUGUAUACUUUUUCCAUUUAGAAUUGUACCCUGUGUAUGAGCAUGUAUUAUAAUUAAAAAAUAUAAUUUUUCACAUAGUUAAAAUGAGGGCUGUAAUAGUUGGGUUUCAAAGUGUGAAUGGUAGUUAAAACAUUUACAAAAGCGUGAUAUAAUUACAUUUAACUAAUGGUUUUCAUUGUCAGAUACUUGUAUGUUUGUAAAUUUUGCAUGGUACGGUACUGAUCGACAAUAGAAAUUUAAAAAAUAAGUGCAUAAAUUAAUGUAGAGAUAUGUAAAUUUAGGAUAUAUAGUUACAUUGUAACCAUUAAGAGAUAUCACAGCUAUAAAGUUGUACACAAUUAAGUCGAUGCAUAUUGAGUGUAAAAGAAUGAAUGAAGUCUCUUUGAAUGACAGAAUUUUAUAACAAAUGUAUAUGCUAGUUGUUAAAUAAAAACAUCAGGUCUGGGAA
Brassicogethes aeneus is the source of this 1923-nucleotide messenger RNA. The record is from the annotation of a GenBank genome assembly. Lineage: Eukaryota; Metazoa; Arthropoda; Insecta; Coleoptera; Nitidulidae.